Molecule: messenger RNA, 1437 nt
Organism: Kluyveromyces marxianus DMKU3-1042
Lineage: Eukaryota; Fungi; Ascomycota; Saccharomycetes; Saccharomycetales; Saccharomycetaceae
Gene: RBA50
Product: Rba50p
Exons: 1
Coding region: 1-1437 (478 amino acids)
Biological process (GO): transcription by RNA polymerase II
Cellular component (GO): nucleus
Source: RefSeq, a predicted model, not a curated record
AUGGAUUUGUUCGGUGAUAUUGUUGAGAGAGAAACCAUUGCACCUGAUGCCAUCAGUGCAGAGAUGCCAACUACAGGGUUUCCCAAGCUUCAUCAACCCACAAAAGUUUCGAGUUGGAAAGAAAGACUGAUGGAAAAGAGAAAGAAUAAGCAAAAAAAUACUGCUUCUGGUUCCAGAGAAUCCCCCGUUUCUCGUCAAACCGGCGGUACUACUGCGACUUCAAAGGACUCGGAAACUUUGUCAGAAGCAGAAAGGAUACAUCUACAAAACUUGGCACUUUUACAGAAUAUGACUCCAGAGCAGUUCGAAAAUGAAAGACAAGAGUUACUAGACUCUUUAAAUCCGGCUGUUUUGAAAUCAUUGAUAGCAAGAGUGAAUAAAAAAAUGGAAGCUAUGUCAGUUAAUGACAAUGAUGCCAACGGUGAUGGGUCUAACUCUAGUCGCAGAUCAGAAAUACCACAGUAUGCAGAAAUAGAAGGGCCAGGUACAUGGAUAGGAGGCAGUUAUGAAAAUAAAGACCUACCUAAACUAGAUGAUAAGGCAGUUGAUGAAGCCUUGGGUAUUCGUUCUACCAUCGAUGCUGAUGAAGUAGCCUCGGAGAUCAAGAGAGACGUUAAUGAUCCGUCAAACGUCAAUGAUAUUGGUAAAUCUAUUGAAGAUGACUUCGAUGACGUUGAAACAGCAUUCAAAGAUGAAGACGAUAUGGCUCCACAAGAAUAUCAGUUCAUUCAAAGUAUUGAUCAUAUGAGCAAUAAAGAUUUAUUAGCAGACGUUCAUUUCAUAAAGGCAAAGAAUAACAAACAAGACGAAAAUAAAUCAGAGUACGAACCGCUUGAUAUAAACGAUCCAAACUUCAAUGAAGAGCUACAUAGGAAAUUCUUUCCUGAUUUACCACAAGAACCAGAAAAACUAAAGUGGAUGCAACAGGUUAAUACUGAGGCUAUGGGCGAUGGUGUUUUACAUGACGUUUCAGCAUGUCGAUUCGACUUCAAAGGGAACAUGGUUCCUCCAAAUCGGAAAUUGGAAACGACUAAUGAUGGGUUGCAUCAUCAUUCAGAAGACCCUGAACUAGCGGGUUAUACCAUACCAGAGUUGGCUCAUUUAGCCAUGUCUAAAUUCCCUGCCCAAAGAUGCAUUGCUAUACAAACUCUUGGUAGAAUACUUUUCAAGUUGGGUAAGCAAUCAUAUUCCCAACUCGUGCCAGAAGUUGACGCGGAAACCUACAAGGAAGAGGGCGGUUCAAAGCAAAUUAUAAAUAAAAUAUACUUCAUGUUUUGGGAUCUCGUGAAGGAUUGCCAAGUCAUUGACGCUUUGCAGCUAGCUGCUGAUGAAUCGAAAACGCCCAAUCUAAGUGUUAGAAACUACGCUAUAGAUGCCCUCUGGUUGUGGAAACAAGGAUCUGGUGACCCUAGAGCUGUCAGCAAGGAACAAAAGUAA